Molecule: messenger RNA, 1194 nt
Organism: Giardia duodenalis
Lineage: Eukaryota; Fornicata; Diplomonadida; Hexamitidae
Exons: 1
Coding region: 1-1194 (397 amino acids)
Source: RefSeq, a predicted model, not a curated record
AUGCCCCCGAAAGAUAUCACAGGAUACAGUAGUAAUCAGAAGGCAAAAGAGGACGCAAAUCCUCUCCCACAUCUGAGUCAAUUGGCUUGUUCGCCAACUUCCAUAAUUAAUCAGUCCCAGAACCAGAGCCAAACCAGGCCACCGAGCUAUUCUGAUGCAGGACGUCAACACUUUAACGACUACCCGUCGCUCAACAACAUGAUAACCCCCAGUUCUGGCUCUUCUCACUCAGGUAACUAUCACCAGCAGAGCACCGUGGGAAGCCUACCGGCCUCUAACCUUGCCAGUAACAUGGGUUCAGGCAUGCCUCACUCUUCUUAUUUUACACACCCUUCAAUGUCAGCAAGCCAGGUCAGUGGGCAGCAGCGUAUACCCGUGGGAUCAUCAUACCACCAGCAGGCACCAGUGCCCUCGCGCGAUGAUCAGCGGCACACCGUAUCAGUCAAGCAUACUCCCGUUUUAUCUACACCAAGUUUUGCCCAUACUCAGCAGCCUGGAAGACCCGCCCAUAUGCAAUCCGCACCAACUGGCACAGUACCUGUUCAGCAGCACUCUCAGCACGAUAGCUAUCAGGACCCGAGAACACUACCUCAACGGCAGCAGAGUCAGAUUCCAUAUUCUGCGUAUCAACAUCACUCUUCCUCGCCAUAUUCUCAGGUGCCAGGGUCUCUACCGUUCGUCCAGAGCAAAUCGGAGUCGCAGCCGAUGGGCUCGCGCUCCUCCAGCACACCACUGGUUACUGGCAUGCCAGUUAUGCAUUCCUCCUCGGCACCAAACGUGCAGCCCGCAGUAGUGCCACGCUCGCCGCGAACUCAAGAUACCAGUUUGCCGCCUCCGCGGUUUGUGCCGACCUACGACAGUGAAACAAUAGCACAAAGGGUAACCGGAUAUUAUUCAAAGCAAUCGUCUGAUUUCGCUAGCCUCAUCAAACUAAUUCAGGAUUCCUCAGCAGAGUACUCAUGCAUAUUCAGUGACUCAUUAGUGGCAGACCUUAUUGGCGCAUCCUCCUUAAGCUCUCCCUCGCAAGGACACUUACGGGCUAUUGGUCUUACACUUCAGCACAUGCUCACUUGCGUUCUCGAAAAGGCCCAUGAGCUCUCGGUUACAACAAAUCCCGAAGGCUCUUCCAUCUUGACAGAUGCUGAUGUGAAAAACGCACUUACUAUCCUCGGAUUUACUUCGCUUGUAAAUUAA